This is a messenger RNA of Mesorhabditis belari, 1647 nucleotides long. Lineage: Eukaryota; Metazoa; Nematoda; Chromadorea; Rhabditida; Rhabditidae. The record is from the annotation of a GenBank genome assembly.
AUGGAGUCGAAAACGAACUUUUCCUUGAUUGAUACAGAGACGAGCCCAGACAGCUCGCUUCUUGUCGGUGAUUUUACCCAGUUAACCGAUCAACUCUUCCCGAAAGCAGACAUUUUACAAAUCACUACAAGCUCCGCCGAGACUUUGGGCGAUCACCAAUACGCGGAGCUCUUGGCAAAGAGAAAAUAUGAGGCUGAACGAGUGGCGAUCAGACGUUCACAAGAAACCCCCGAACAGCGAGAGGCUCGACUCGCCAAGGGACGUGAAUACAUGAGAAGAAAAAGAGCAAAUCUCAAUGGAGAGUCAACAUUUGACAUCACACAACCAACGACUUCAAAGGCACCAUCGCCGAGACCAACACUGCAAAAAGCGAUUCCAAUUCUGCGAGAUCCAAUCCUUUCAAUGCCCGUCAUUCCAAUGAGUCCAAUCCAUCUCUCAGCUAUUCGACUUCUAGAUGAACAAAAGCCGACCACUUUUGAAAUGUCCCAGCCACCGACGAUGGUUUCUCCUAUGUUUCCUUCACUGUCGUUGAUGCCGUUUGAUAUCAAAGCGGAAACGAACUCAAGCGCUGCAUCAAGUCCAAGUGCUGCAGCCAGGGCAAAGAGGUGGGCUACAGAGACGCCGGAGCGACGGUUGGAGAGACUCGAGAAGCAACGAGACUAUAUGCGAGAAAAGAGGCGAAAGAAGUAUGACGAGGAGACCCCCGAGGAGCGCGAGCGACGCCGUGAAGCAAAUCGGAUCCGAACAAGGUGUCGACGCUUGAAUGAGACGCUCGAUGAGCGGGAGCAUCGCCUCAUUCAGCAAAGAAACUACUCGAACUGGGCCCGAGCCAACCAGACUCCACUUGAGCGAGAGGAAAUCCGAGCAAAGGAUCAAGAUCGAGCGAAAAAAAGACGAGCCUCGACAAAAGUCAUCGAGAGUCACGAAGAGAAAGCUCUGCGGGUGGCAAUGCUACGAGAAAGCCGCUUGGAAAGUUUGCUAAACGAGACGGAAGAGCAGAGAGCGCAACGGCUGGCAAAGGCGAAGACAAUGCGAAUGGAGAAAAAAGCCCGAGAGACAAGCGAAGAACGAGACGCCCGAAUGCAGAGACAACGAGAGUACAACUUAGCGGUUUUGGCUAAUGAAAGCGCCGAAAAACGGGAACAGCGAUUGGCUUAUCUGCGGGAAUACCAAAGACAAAGAAUAGCCGCCGAGACCCCAGAAGAACGAGAUCAGCGAUUGUCAGUACUCCGGAACUAUGCUAGACUGAAAAACAUUCGUCAAGGAAAAGCUGGAUCGAGCAAACGGCGAAGACAAGUGCGUGAUGAUGGGGAUCUUGAUAAAGAAGGCACAACCGACUCUGAGAAAUCCGAUGCUGAAUCUUUUGAGUCUUCCGCUCGGUCACUGGACUUGGAUGCACUCCUGCAGCUCUCCGAGGAGCUAGCCACAAGUGGCGAACUUCAGGAUUUUGCACAGUUUUCGGAUCUACCAAUCAACCCUUAUGCUGAUCUGGGCCACGAUGAUGACCAAGAUGAUGACCAAGAUGAUCUGAUCGACUCUAAUCACUUGGAGAGUGACAGCACCGGAUGCCAUUUGACUGAUAUCAUUGAUGCUGAUCACCUCGAGUUGUCCUCCAUCAACACUACUCUCUCAUUUAACUCAGCCCAU